UCAAAUUAGUUUUAUUCUUUCUUGACAAAGUUGACAAAUGUCGCGCAGACACGACGGUACGCUGUUAAUCCUCUUUGUAGUUGGGUUAGCACUUGUAACUAUUCUCAGCGUGUGGAAGUUAAAGCGGUUUAAAUAUAAACUAGUGCAUGAAAGUGGAGGUGCGAUGCUUUUUGGCAUGAUCCUGGGGCUAAUAGUGAGAUAUGUGCCAUUUGACCGAGCUGAGCAGAUGAGCAACACCGCAAGUGUGUGCAGCUGUGAGGGUCUGAACAGCACACCUCACGUCUUGAUGGUUAACAUCUCAACCCACGUGCAUGGCUACAGACAUGAUGGAAAAAUCAUCCAGCGUCCAUCUUCGCACUCAAUGGUUUACAUGGAGACCUUUGAUCCUGAGGUAGUUUUCAAUCUGCUCCUGCCACCCAUCAUCUUCUAUGGAGCUUACACCCUUAAUCAGAAACGACUCAUUGAGAAUCUGGGCUCUGUCUUGACCUUUGCUUUUUUGGGCACCAUUAUCACAUGUGUGGUGAUAGGAGGUGUUGUGUAUGGCUUCACCAGACUGGCAGUGUUGUUGGGCCAUGCAGUGGAUGCAGAGUUCUUCUUCACUGACUGCCUCCUCUUUGGUGCCAUUAUGUCAGCCACUGACCCAGUGUCGGUGCUCGGCCUGUUCUCGGAGCUGCAUGUGGACCUGGAUCUGUACACCCUGCUCUUUGGCGAGAGCGUCCUCAAUGAUGCCGUGGCUAUUGUCCUGACACAUGCCAUCAGCUCCUACGGCCAGAUGGGUGGAGAUGCCUUCGAUCCUCCUGCCUUCUUCCUCUCUGUUGGAUACUUUGUCGGCAUGUUAUUAGGCUCCAUCGUCAUUGGUUUCAUAUUCACAAUCAUAACGUCCCUCCUCACAAAAUUCUCUCAGCUGUGUGAGAAUCCACUCCUGGAAACAUUGGUCUUUUUCCUGAUGUCCUGGAGCAGCUUCCUGUUAGCUGAGGCCAGUGGACUUUCAGGUAUUGUCGCUGUACUGUUUUGUGGAUUGAGUCAGGCAAGGUACACAAUUCAUAAUUUAUCCUCCGAGGGGAAGACAAGGACUAAGCAGCUCUUUGAAAUCUUCAACUUCCUGGGGGAGGUAUUCAUCUUCAGCUACAUGGGAUAUGUGUUGUUGACAUUUCCUCAUCACGCCUUCAAAGCCCUCUUCAUAUCUGCAGCAUUUCUCUCGAUCUUCAUAUCAAGGGCGUGCAGUAUCUAUCCUUUGUCUUUCCUGCUCAACCUGGGACGCACAACCAAGAUACCUCACAACUUCCAGCACUUCAUGAUGCUUGCAGGUUUGAGGGGUGGUGUAGCAUUCAGCCUGGCUAUCAGAGACACAUCCACAGAGGCCAGACGCUCCAUCUUCAGCACCACGCUGCUGCUGGUCACCUUCACCAUCUGGGUGCUGGGGACGGCUGCCGAUCCCAUGCUGCACUGGCUGGAGGUCAGAGUUGGUGUGGAUACAGAUGAAAAUCCAGAGGACUGUUCUCUUGAGGUCCUCACGGAAAGAACAGAUACAACGCUGGGUCUGUGGCAGCGACUGGACUACAAGUAUGUAAAGCCAGCACUGACGCAUUCAGGCCCCCCUCUGAGCGGCUCGUUGCCACAGUGGCGUGGGAGGCUGUCCUCACGCCUCAGCAGCUCCCAUGCGCACGAGGACCGAGAGCAGCUGGGUGAGACGGCAACAUGUGAUGCCACCUUUGAGUUGGAGAAAGCAAAAAACAAGCAGGAAUGCAUCGGAAGAGACACAGGAUCUGAUCCCCAGGACGACCUGCUGGAGGGAGACCUUGGCCUUGGAACAAGUCCAGCUCUUUUCAAGGAGGCCUCAGUCUCCAGGAGUCAUCUUUAACCCCAUUUUAUCAGCACGUGCUGCACGUAGGUGCUGCCCCGAGGGGAGCCACGCCUCCCACAGAGAGCAGGGGUCACUGACCGGGCCAUCCAACUGGGAGUUACUAGGGCUCCUAAAAGGUCGUGCACCUACCUCCUCUGCAGUGGCACGCCUGCACACACACAAAGAGAGGAAAAACAAUUCUCCGGGUCCUCGUUCCGCUGUUGCUUAGCUGAUGAUUUUCUUGGUUUGAUUUGCAUUUUUUGGGAGUAAUAAAUUACAGCAGGACUUGGAGAAUUACUCUUUGCUUAAUCAAAGUGCCUACUGUUUCACAAAGCAAAUAUAAUGCAGAUUUUUGCACAAUUUCUGCAUGUCCUCCUUUGAAAUUUUCACUUACGAGGUCUGUUAGAAAAGUAUCCAACCUUUUUAUUUUUUUCAAAAACCUGAUGGAUUUGAAUCACGUGUGCUUGCAUGAGCCAACC
Molecule: messenger RNA, 2322 nt
Organism: Thalassophryne amazonica
Lineage: Eukaryota; Metazoa; Chordata; Actinopteri; Batrachoidiformes; Batrachoididae
Product: sodium/hydrogen exchanger 9-like
Exons: 16
Coding region: 38-1861 (607 amino acids)
Biological process (GO): sodium ion transport; regulation of pH; proton transmembrane transport
Cellular component (GO): membrane; recycling endosome
Molecular function (GO): sodium:proton antiporter activity
Source: RefSeq, a predicted model, not a curated record